UGAUUAGAAGAAGAAUGAGAUGUCCGGCUCCGGCUCCGGCUCCGGCAGCCUCAACAGGCAUGUCUUGACAAUCCUCGACAAAUGCAGUAACCUCGACCAUCUCAGGCAACUUCAAGCCCAUCUCACCGCACUCGGCCAUGCCCGCACACAUUUCUACGCCUUCAAGCUCAUUCGUUUCUGCACUACUCGCCUUCGCAAUCUUGCUUACGCACGCCGAAUAUUCGACAAUUUCGCCUCGCCCAACAUUUAUAUUUACACUGCAAUUGUUCGCGCCUACACCCAAGUACCCGAUCACCAAUCGGCUUUACUACUAUUCCGGGACAUGGUCCGCGAAAAUCGGUCCAAGCCGAACCAUUUUAUGUUUUCGAUUAUCUUGACAUCCUGGCCAGAGUUUGAUACGCGUUACGGGGUGCAACUGGUACAAGCCCAGAUAGUGAAGACUGGUUAUGGUGGGAACCCGGUGGUGCAGACUGCGAUGUUGGACGCCUACUCUCGCUGGGGGGGCCACAUCCUUGCUGCAAGGAAGGUGUUCGAUGAAAUGUCUGAGAAGAAUGUGGUAUCCUGGACUGCCAUGAUUUCGGGGUAUACUAGAGCAGGGCAAAUGGGGGAUGCGGUUGCGCUUUUUGAUGAUAUGCCAAAGGGUGUUAGGGACACACCUGUUUGGAAUUGUGUUAUUGCAGGUUGUGUGCAAAAUGGGCUAUUCUCAGAGAGUGUUGAGUUUCUUAGGAGGAUGGUUGUCGAGGAGGGAAUGAAUAAUAAGCCAAAUCAGGGAACUAUUGUCUGCGUGCUUUCUGCUCUGGGCCAUGGUGGGUUGCUGCAGAUUGGCAAAUGUACCCAUGGUUACAUAUAUAGGAGUGGACUGAGUUCAGAUUUGUUUGUUGUGAACGGGUUGAUUGAUAUGUACGGGAAAUGUGGGAGUUUGGAAAAAUCAACUAGUGUUUUUGAGUUAGCUGUAGAGAAAAAUUCAAUGUGUUGGAAUUCUUUGAUAAAUUGUUACGCUGUUAAUGGUCGAACUCGUGACGCUAUUCGUAUUUUUGAAGAAAUGCGGGAUGGGGAUGAAGUGGAGCCGGAUGGAGUGACAUUAGUGGGGCUGUUGAAUGCUUGUAGUCACGGAGGGCUGGUGAAGGAGGGGCGCCAUUAUUUUGAUAUGAUGAUUAAGGAGUAUGGAAUAGAGGCUGAGAUUGAGCAUUACGGGUGCUUGAUAGACCUGCUGGGGCGAGCAGGGCUGUUUGAAGAAGCUCUGCAAGUGGUGCAGGAGAUGAGAGUUCCGGCUGACGAGGUUGUGUGGGGGUCGCUGCUCAAUGGGUGUAAGAUUCACCGGCGUGCGGAUCUGGCUGAAUUAGCCCUGAAGAAACUCGGCGAGAUCGAUCGUAAUUCUAAUAAUGGGGGUGGUUAUAGCGCAACAGUGGCUAAUUUAUACGGUGAAAUUGGGCAUUGGGAGGAGGCACAUAAGUUGAGGAAGAAGACAUUGCAGAGAGAAGGUGAGGAGGAUUGUGGUUAUAAGUAUAAACCACCUGGGUUUAGCUGGAUAGAAUAGAUGUUGAUAAGAAAGACCAUAUACAAAUCCCGUAAGAGAUGACCUGGGGGGUUAUGGGUUCAAACCCGACGCCUCCAGGUCCAUCUGUCACGCAUGGUUCGUCUAGUAUGACUUGCCUUGUCGAAUCUAGUUUACGGGGUAUUACAUUCUUCUGACGGUUUAGCCCGUGCACAUUUUCGGGUAGCGGCGGAUUCCUUCGUUAUUUUAGAGGGCAUCUCACUUCCCCUAAAGCCAUUUUUAUCCUAGGGCUGAAAAUUUGGUACAUAAUAGAGCAUCUAUUGAGGCUGAUGCAACAAGAAAGCUUGGACUUCUAUUUUUGGGGAGAUUCAACUUGGUAUCUUGAGUCAUGAUUUUGUUUUGGGAAAAGCUUUGCUAGUCACCCGAUAUCAUAUAACUGUAUAAUUGCAUUGAUUCAACUGUCCGGCCGCUACUGUUUUCACCCAGGAAGUAAGAGGCUGCCAGGCAGAGCAUUUCAACCUUGCUGAACACGUUACUCUUGAACCCUCGAGCCGUGAUCAUGCUUGGGUUGUUGGUGGCUAUCGUAUGCCUAAAAAAU
This is a messenger RNA of Andrographis paniculata, 2093 nucleotides long. Its product is annotated as pentatricopeptide repeat-containing protein At1g33350. Gene Ontology annotation, biological process: RNA modification. The transcript has 2 exons. Lineage: Eukaryota; Viridiplantae; Streptophyta; Magnoliopsida; Lamiales; Acanthaceae. The record is from RefSeq and is a predicted model, not a curated record. The coding region runs from base 20 to 1537 and encodes 505 amino acids. Gene Ontology annotation, molecular function: protein binding; RNA binding.